AUGGGAUAUAACCACAUCGAGUCCUUUGUCGCUCUGAGCUCUCCAGAUGGAACUUUUGAACUAGGAUUCUUCAAUCCUAACAGCUCUCAAGAACAUCAAUAUGUUGGAAUCUGGUUCAAGAAAGUCACACCUCGGGUAUAUAGCAGAGAAAAUCCAGUCACGAGCUCCACGGUGGGUCUUUCAAUAAGCAGCAAUGGAAGUCUCAUCUUGCUUGACGAGAAACAAACAGUUCUCUGGUCAUCUGGAGAAGGAUCUCAGGCAUCUAACGAAUGUCGUGCAGAGCUUUCAGACUAG
Messenger RNA from Microthlaspi erraticum, 294 nucleotides. NCBI's taxonomy places the organism in Eukaryota, Viridiplantae, Streptophyta, Magnoliopsida, Brassicales, Brassicaceae. The record is from the annotation of a GenBank genome assembly.